Messenger RNA from Didymodactylos carnosus, 3039 nucleotides. Lineage: Eukaryota; Metazoa; Rotifera; Eurotatoria; Philodinida; Philodinidae. The record is from the annotation of a GenBank genome assembly.
AUGGAGAUUUUAAUGCACUAUACUGAUUAUACUGAAGACGCAAAUCGAUUAUGGGUUGAUAUCGAUCGAGGAAUACGUUCAAAAGAUCCACAACGUCAAUUUGAAGCUAUAUUGAAAAUGCCGGCAUUAUUCAAAAAAGAUUCGCCUACCAUCAUUUCGGCUGCUCUAAUUAAAUUAGCCACCUUGUUUCAAGAAGGUACAAAUGAAAUGCGUUUAAAUAUAACAAAAGUUUUAGAUCGUGUAGCUGUUUAUAUAAAAAAAUCACCGGUAAUUGCUGAUCCAAUUCAACUAAUAUACUCUGUUAUGCAUAGUAAUGAUUGUAUAGCAAGAGCAUUAACAUUGAGGGCAUUAGGUGCAUUGGCUCAUAUUAUUGCCGAUGAUGUUGAAGCACAUCUUCAUAUACGACUGGCAUUAGAUUCAAACGAUGAAGUUGAAGUAUUAGCUGCUAUACGUGCAGCUAAAAAAAUUAUUCCAUGCUCGAAAACAUUUGCCAUGUCAAUUAGUACAAAAUUAGUAUCACUUAUUGAAGAUUUAACAACACCGUUGACAAUUAAAUCUUGGCUAAUACCAUUGUUUGAACAUAUGACACAUGAUGCCACAGUUUCAUUAAAAGGUCGACAAUUACUCAUAUCGUUAAUGUUAAAAGAUACUACAAAAGAAUUUAUUCGAAUUGCUGUUCCGACACUAGCACGUUUAGCUGUUAAAAGUCAUAUUGAAAUAAGUGAAACGGUCACAUUUUUAUUAAAUUUUCUUCAACGUGAGCCAAGGCAAAGUUGUCGAAAAUUAAUUUUACACUAUUUGGUUCCUAUAGCACGUCAAGGUUCAAUUGUCUGGUUGAAUUCAACAACAAGUGAUAUAAUUAAAUUUGCAAACGAUUGUGAUGAUGAUUAUGUUCGAUUACAAGUAUUUAAAAUUAUACUUGCAUUAACAGAACGUUGUGGUGAUAUUACAGUGGGCUCGUCGACAGAUUUAAAACAAUUAUUACAAAUGUUUGUUAUUCAUGACAAUAUUAAUAUUGCAUAUAGUUGUUGUUUAACCACAUUACGUUUAUUAACAAAAUAUUUACGCAAAACAUCAGAUUCCAGUGCAAGAAAUGAAGAACAAGAAACGAAUGAUACAUCACAGAUUAUUGGACGUCGAGAAUUGAAUACACAACGUUCAACUGAUACAUCAACAUCAUUUUCUGCCAAAGUAUUUGAAGAUUUAUUAGAUCAUUUACAAUCCGCAUUAAUGUUUUUACUCAUGGAAGUCAUACAAACAAAUCAUCUGAAAGAAUUACAGGAUACAUUAAAAUUGAUUGAAGAAUUAUGCCGACAUCAUUCACCUAGUGCACAAAGUUUCAUUUGUUUAUUGAUUACCGUUUCAGCAAAUGUUGAUGAAAAUAUGCUUCAACACAUUACAUCAUCUCUUCUUCACUUAUCUACCUAUCAUCCACAAUUAAUCAAAAAUGAAAUGGAUCAUAUUCGUCAAUUAUUGUUAUCAGCAACAACAGAAGAUAUUCGUUACAAUCUAAUAUCACUAUUAGUUUUAUCAUAUUCGUUAGAGAGUACAAAUGAAAUAAUUGAAUAUUCAAAAUUAUUAUCAAAUUGGAAAUGCUUUUUACUAGCCAGAUGGUGUGUACGUCAUUGUUUAUAUUCUCCAGCAAUUGAAUUAUUUCGUUCGUUAGCCGAUCUCACUGAAUCACCUUCUCAUAAAUGUUGGUUAGAGACAAUCACCAAUAUUUGUCAUGGUGAAGCAUGUUUACAAAUCGAAUUUAUUUCAAAUGAUAUAAUAAAAUGUGAUUUACAAUUAUUAUGUGAAAAUUUAUCAAAAGCAAAUUCAUUUUAUGAAUCAAGUCUUAUACAAAUGCCCUCAAUGACACCCUACGAUGAUAUUUUGUCAUCACCGCGAGCAGAAAAUACGUCGAAUGAUGAUAUUAAUUCUACAUUUGAUUUUGAACGAUCCUAUUGUGAUAUACGUUCAUCAAUUAUUCAACAAUUUUAUGAAUUAAUUCACACUUUAAAUAAUUCUGAUAUAGGUUUAAUAAGUCUUGAUCUCAUGGGGAAAAGAAUGCUAUCAAUCAUAUCGAAACGUUUGAAUACAAUAAGUUUAAAAAUAAAUGAUAUUGUACAAUCUUGUUUUGAUGGUGAUAGUCAAACAUUAUGGUGUUUAUCAUUCAAUCGUUUUAUAUGUGAUAUUGUGGUAACGGUGAUUGAAAAAAUUAUUCGUAAUGUUAGACUUGAAAAAAAUGAAUGGCAACGUCGAUUAAAUGAAUUAUCAUGGCGUGAUGGCUUUAACGAAAGAAUAUUUGUACGAUUUCAACAUGUUAUUGAAUUUGUGUGUAUACGUCUAAAUAGUGAUAAUAAUAAAAAGACAAAAAAAUCGGAUGAAGAAAUUGCCAUUUUACAAUAUUUGGCCAGUACACUAAUCACAUCUCCGCCACCCUUACCACGAAUGUUUUUUCAAAAAUUACAAAAAACAGUUAUUAAGCUAACUGUAUCACCCAACGAAACAGAAGAAGAUCGUCCUUUACACGAACCCUCAGCCUUACUACCCAUACAAAUUCAUGGUGAAAUUGCACCAAAAUAUCAAUAUUUGCCAUUAAGAACGGUCAAAGAAGUUUGUGUUGAAGUAUCAACAUCUCAAGAUGAUAAAAAUGAGAGAAAUAAAAAGAAAUUGAAUACGCAGAAUGGUCAAGAACAACGUAAAAAUUUCAAUGACGAUGAUUAUUAUCGUGGAGCUAAAUCAGCAUUGUUUACUGCUGAUACAUCAGUACUCACAAAAUUGACAACGAAUCAGAAUGAUAAUAAUAAUAAUAAUGUAAUAUUAAAUGAGGAAUUAAAAGAAAAUCGUUUUCAUGCCGGAUUUAUUUUACAUCUUGGAACGGUAACAAAUUAUAUGAUUCAUGUACGGGUAUCAUUUGAAGAUAAUAAUGGUCAAAGAUGGAUUAAUGUUGCUGAAAAAACACUCUAUAUCAAAUUAAAUAAUCGUCGUCCAACACGUUCUUCAGCUCGAAAUAUUCAUUCAAAUCAACAACGUUCAACUCUCUCAACCACAUAG